This is a messenger RNA of Closterium sp. Yama58-4, 4986 nucleotides long. Lineage: Eukaryota; Viridiplantae; Streptophyta; Zygnematophyceae; Desmidiales; Closteriaceae. The record is from the annotation of a GenBank genome assembly.
AUGGCUAGUCCUCCCGUUCUAGCUUUCGAUGCCGAGGGCCGUCCAGUGAAGUUCGAAACCUGGCUAGAUGACCUGCACCUGUUCCUACAGCUCACUGCCAAGGAAGAUAUCUCACUGUACGACCACGCCCUAGGCCAUGCCACUGCCCCUGACUCGUCUGCUGACAGCACUCUGCGUUCCCAGUGGCAGACCCGUGAUGCGCACGCUCGCUUUGCUAUUCGCAACUCCCUGCCGCUAGACGAGCGCGAGCACUUCGGCCAGUGCAAGACUGCUAAGGACCUCUACACCGCUGUAGUUGCCCGCUACUCCUCACCCGCCUCUGCCACGCUAGGCCGCCUCACUCUCCCCUACCUGUUCCCCGACCUAGCCUCCUUUCACACUGUCGCAGACCUCAUCACCCACCUUAAGACUAGUGAGGCCCGCUUUCGCGCUGCUAUGCCUGCCGAGUUUCUCACUAGCAACCCCCCCCCACUCUGGAUCACUCUCUACCACAUCGUCACCCGCCUCCCUGACUCUCUGCGCGCAGCACCUCUCGUGGCGACCCCCGCACCCCGUUCUUUGAGGGGUGUUCCCCUUCCCCCCUCCUCCCCUCUGUCGCCUCUGCUGCUGCUGUCGACCUUCUUGGUGCUGAGAAGGUCGGGACCGCGUCUGCUUCGAGCGGGCGCCGCAGGAACAAAGGGGGCAGGGGUGGGGGUGGCGGCGGAGGAGGUGGGGGUGGAGGCGGUGGGAGUGGAGGCGUGGCUGCGGAGACUAGUGGCGGCAGUGGGGGAGGAGACAGCAGCGGUGGGAGUGGUGGUGGAGGCGGCAGCGGAGGCGGAGGUGGUCGUGGCGGCGGCAGGGGUGGAGGUGGCCGGGGCGGCGGCGGUGGGGGUGGUGGUCGUGGAGGCACUGGCGGAGGGCAGAGUCAGCAGCCCGCCCCGACGCUUCAGGCCGCCCGUGAGUGGUAUGCGCAGCGUAGCGUUACCUGCACACUUUGAUGCUAUUCUCACUGCCAUGUAUGCGAUGUCUAUUAGUGGAGAGGGUGCUCAGUACUUGCGUGUUCCGCCCGACCCGGGCAUUCAGGCCAGUCCGGCUGCCGCUCUAGGUGCUAGCGCGUCUGCUCCCACAGGUCCUGGUGAGGCUGCAGCCCUAGGUGCUCGUGCGUCCGUGUCCCCUGGUACUGAGUCGACUGCAGCACUACACACCUUCACACUGGACUCAGGUGCUUCUCGCUCCUUCUUUCGUGACCGCACUGUCCUUGAGCCACUCGCUCGGCCAGUUGCUGUCUCCCUUGCUGACCCCUCUGGGGGUCCGGUCAUUGCGACCUCCUCCACUGUCCUUCCUUGUCCGGCGGUCCCGUCCGGCACGCUGUCAGGUCUCUACCUCCCCUCGUUCUCUACGAACUUGGUGGCAGGUAGUGCGCUCCAGGACGGGGGUGUUCACCAGUUCACCCCCGCCUACGAGCGCGUGACACACUGCACGUGUGCUCGGACGGGUUGCCACCUGGCUACCUUCACUCGGGAGCCGGGGUCGGACCUGUACACACUGACCACUGAGUCUCCUCAGGUAGCUGCGUCUGCGUCUACGUCUGCGUCUGCGUCAGGUCAGCUGUCCGCCCCCUGCUCGUGUCGCUCUCUGGCGCAUGAGACUGUCCUUUGGCACCACCGCCUUGGUCACCCGUCUGUGCAGCGCCUUCGGGCCAUGCACAAACGGGACCUUGUUGCUGGUCUUCCCAGGGUGCUCCCUCCCCUUCCCGACUCGCCUGCUCCUCCCUGUAUUCCCUGUGUCGAGGGACGGCAGCGCGCCGCUCCUCACUCCUCCUCCUUUCCCCCGACGACUGCUCCCUUGCAGACGCUCCACAUGGACGUGUGGGGCCCAGCCCGCGUCCGUGGUCAGGGUCAGGAGAGGUACUUCCUGAUUGUUGUUGACGACUUCUCACGCUACACCACGGUCUUCCCCUUGCGCGCCAAGGGUGACGUCCCUGAUGUCUUGAUCCCUUGGAUCCGCAGAUCUCGUCUCCAGCUCAGUGAGCGUUUCCACUCCGACUUCCCUGUCCUGCGUCUGCACUCUGACAGAGGUGGGGAGUUUUCCUCUGGCCUAUUGGAGGCCUUCUGUCAGCAGGAGGGCAUUGAGCAGUCGUACACGCUUCCGGCCUCUCCACAGCAGAAUGGGGUUGCUGAGCGCCACAUUGGUCUGGUCAUGGAGGUCGCUCGUACCUCCUUGAGCCAUGCGGCUGCCCCCCAUUUUCUGUGGCCGUUUGCAGUUCGAUACGCUGCACAUCAGCUCAACCUCUGGCCCCGUGUCUCCUUGCCCGAGACUUCUCCGACACUGCGUUGGACGGGAGAGGCUGGCGAUGCGUCGCGUUUUCGGGUCUGGGGAUCCCGAGCUUUUGUUCGCGACACGUCCGCGGACAAGCUCUCCCGUCGCGCUGUCCCCUGCGUCUUCCUUGGCUUUGUCCCGGACGCCCCUGGCUGGCAGUUCUACCACCCCACCUCGCGUCGUGUCCUGGCCUCUCAGGACGUCACUUUUGACGAGUCCGUCCCCUACUACCGCCUCUUCCCCUACCGCACUGCCCCGCUCCCCCCCCCGCCUCUCUUCCUCGCUCCAGGUGCUGAGGUACCAGACCCCCUCCCCCCUCAGGGUGCCGCUCCCUCAGGUGUGUCCCAGGUAGACCCGGGUGAGCCUGUCGAGGUAGCUGUUGACUCUCGUCCGUCUGGGGGUGCUGAGCCUGGGGGUGCUGCGUCUGGGGGUGCUGAGCCUGGGGGUGCUGCGUCUGGGGGUGCUGAGCCUGGGAGUGCUGAGUCUGGGGGUGCGGAGCCUGGGGGUGCUGAGCCAGGAGGUGCGGAGCCUGGAGGUGCGGAGCCUGGAGGUGCUGAGCCUGGGGGUGCUGAGUCUGGGGGUGCGGAGUCUGGGGGUGCUGAGCCUGCGCGUGCUACACCUGGAGGAGCCCUCUCCUCCCAGCAGCUGCAGGAGAGGUACCUCGAGUACUGCCGCCUCCGGAGAGGUGCUGCUGGAGCUCGUCCCGGUACUUCCCCUCCUACCCAGGAGCUCCCCCCCAUUCAGCAGAUCCGCGAGUGGUACACACGCCGCUGCAGUCUUCGGAGUGGUGCUCCUGGUGCUGCGGACCCUGGGGGUGGCGCUGCUGCUGGUGCUGAGGACCCGGACGUUGGAGCUGCUGCUGGUGCUGCGGACCCGCCUGGUGGAGCUGCUGCUGGUGCUGAGGACUCGGACGUUGGAGCUGCUGCUGGAGCUGAGGACCCGGGCGGUGGCGCUGCUGCUGGUGCUGAGGACCCGGACGGUGGAGCUGCUGCUGGUGCUGAGGACUCGGACGGUGGAGCUGCUGCUGGAGCUGAGGACCCGAGCGGUGGCGCUACUGCUGCUGCUGAGGACCCGGGCGUUGGAGCUACUACUGGUGCUGAGGACCCGGCCGGUGGAGCUGCUGCUGGUGCUGUGGACCCGGACGCUGGAGCUCCUACUGGUACUGAGGACCCGGCCGCUGGAGUCUCCUCUGCUUCUGGAGACGCUGCGCGGCCGCGACCGUACUUCGUAUCGCUCCUUCAGCAGGUUCUUGGGCAGGCUCCUCCUCCUUGUCCUCCUCCCUCCGUAGAGUGUCCCCCGCCUGUCCAGCCGCAGUCACAGUUACCGCCUACCUCGCCUCUCCCUGCUCCCUCUCCUUACACUGGUCCCACAGGAGGUCUUACAGAGCGUCGUGAGCCUGAGUCUCGUCCUGCGUCGCCUGUUCGUCCUGCUCGCACUGGUAGUCGUGUCCGUCGUGAGCGUCCUCCUCCUGUUCCAGGGACUCACUACAUGACUCUGCAUCCCUCUACUGCUCCUCAGCGUGUCCCUCUACCGUCUCCUCCUGCGUCCUCUUUGCCUGACGUUCCGGACCCUGAGUCUGACCGGUAUCGUGCUGAGCACCCUACUGUCACGCGUCUCCUUGCUACUGUUGUCACUGACCCUACCUUUGAGACCUCGGCUGCGUCUGCUCUGGUCGCUGAGUUGGUUGACUUUGCUGCUGCCUGUCGUCUAGACUACGCUGCUAGCCUUGUUGCUGAGUCUGUCUGUCCUCAGUCCGUCGGGGGUGAGUGUGCUCUUGGCACGGACGUCCUUGAGGACAGACAGGAGGAGUUCCAGUGUCUUGCUGCUGCUUUGCCCCGUCUCGUGUCCUUGCUAGUUGCCCCUGAGGGAGACCCGGAUGCACCAGACAUCCCGACCCCGCGCACUUACGCUGAGGCGAUGGCGGGUCCCUACUCCUCUCAGUGGCAGACAGCCAUGGACGCCGAGAUGGCUUCCUGGAAGUCCACACGCACCUACGUCGACGAGGUUCCCCCUCCUGGGGCGAACAUCGUCAGUGGCAUGUGGAUUUUCAGGGUGAAGCGGCCGCCGGUUUCUCCUCCUGUCUUCAAGGCGCGUUACGUGGCUCGAGGCUUCAGCCAGCGAGAGGGAGUUGACUUCUUCCAGACCUUCUCCCCCACCCCGAAGAUGACCACUCUUCGGGUGCUGCUGCACAUAGCCGCUCACCGCGACUACGAGCUUCACUCACUUGACUUCAGCACUGCUUUCUUGCAGGGCAGCCUGCACGAGGAGAUCUGGCUGCGCCGCCCACCUGGCUUCACUGGGUCGUUUCCUCCUGGUACCCAGUGGAGGCUUCAGCGGCCGGUCUACGGUCUCCACCAGGCUCCGCGUGAGUGGCACGACACACUGAGGACUACAAUUGCGGCUCUUGGGUUCGCGUCACUGUUCCUGCGCACCGACACCUCGCUGCCGCCGUUCUACAUCCUCGUGUACGUCGACGACUUGGUCUUUGCCACUGCUGACACUGCAGGACUCGCCUACGUGAAGUCGGAGCUGCAGAGGAGACACACGUGCACAGACCUGGGUGAGCUGACAAGCUAUCUUGGCUUGCGGAUCACCCGGGACAGAGCACGGCGCACCAUCACCGUGACUCAGUCACACAUGGUGCAGCAGGUUCUCCAGCGCUUCCGCUUCACGUACUCCUCGCCUUAG